AUGUUAGGUACCGGUAAAGUCGAAUCAUUUGACUUAGCUGAAGCACUCAUCCCCGGCAGCCAAGAAUUUCUAGAUGGAGUAAGUGGAAAAGCAGUCCCUGAUCCCGAAGGCUCUCAAGUGCAUAAAAUAAAAUACGAACUCCAAUCCUGGAACGGUCCGAUUAAUUGGGGUGACCUAAAUCGUCUUGUGUCGGACUUAGCCGUACAGAUGCGGGUGGCUUCCGAUUCUCUUAUCGAUCACUCUGCUGCUACUUUUAGAAGAUAUCAAACUCAGAUCACUGCUGGAUUCUUUACCAUAAAAAAUACUAUGUGUCAACCUCGUUAUUACGGACUGAAUUUGACAAGCGGUGAGCAAGGAUUUGAGCCGUACAUGGCACCUGACAUCGUUAGUGAAGAUUAUUUCUCUGCUUUCGCUUCUGGUAAUAAUAUUCGGAGAGAGGAAUCAAAAUGGGAUUCAACGAGUGAAGUUGAAACGAUGCCGCCAAUCCAACAAAAGCACGAGCAUUACGAGUACUAUCUUCAAGUCUUCAUUACCAAAUGUCGUCAAAAUGGAGUUUCUAUGCGUAACUUUACAUUUGCUGAUCAUAUUUUACAAAUAUUCGUGAAGGACGACAGAGAUAACUGGACUGAUCUGACCAAAAUAGGACUCUAUGACGAAGAAGGAAACCUUCUACCAGAGAUCACUAGUAAAUAUAGUUACUGA
Messenger RNA from Wallemia mellicola CBS 633.66, 702 nucleotides. RefSeq lists its product as hypothetical. The transcript is spliced from 3 exons. Bases 1 to 702 code for a protein of 233 amino acids. NCBI's taxonomy places the organism in Eukaryota, Fungi, Basidiomycota, Wallemiomycetes, Wallemiales, Wallemiaceae. The record is from RefSeq and is a predicted model, not a curated record.